This is a messenger RNA of Paecilomyces variotii, 2168 nucleotides long. Its product is annotated as protein clp1. The transcript is spliced from 3 exons. The coding region runs from base 209 to 1870 and encodes 553 amino acids. Gene Ontology annotation, cellular component: nucleus; mRNA cleavage factor complex. Lineage: Eukaryota; Fungi; Ascomycota; Eurotiomycetes; Eurotiales; Thermoascaceae. Gene Ontology annotation, biological process: tRNA splicing, via endonucleolytic cleavage and ligation. The record is from RefSeq and is a predicted model, not a curated record. Gene Ontology annotation, molecular function: polynucleotide 5'-hydroxyl-kinase activity.
GAGGUUGCAAACAAGUAAAACAAAUCUGCGAAGCUCCGAACUCCAUUCACCGCGAAAGAACUCCGCAGUCUCAGAUUGCAUUUUGAAUUGCAGCACUGGAAUCAGAGAAUCCCAUAUCCCUUGGGGACAUUGGAGAGAUACUUGAUCUGAAUUACAUCAACCCUUUUCCAUCGUACCAUAUUUGCGGUCCCAGUGAUCCAGCAAUGCAAUGUCUCUGCCCGGUUUAGAGCUGUCUGAACCGUCGGCGGAGUCGCAGUAUGUUCCCGCGCCGCCCACGCAGAUCAAUCUAUCAAGAGGAUCGGAGUGGAGAUUCGAAGUCGCGUUUGGAACGACAGUAAAGAUUAAGCUCCUAGAUGGCACCGCAGAGCUAUUUGGCACAGAGCUUGCCGCUUCACGAACAUACACUUUUACCGGCACAAAGGCUGCGAUAUAUACCUGGCAUGGAUGUACACUCGAGGUGAGCGCGGGGGAGGCACCUACUGCCACAAAUGGGUUCGCUUCAGGAACCACGAAUGGGGCUGCUCCUGGCCAAGGGACGGGAGGGUGUCAGAGUGAAUACACGGCGGAGGAGACACCCAUGGUGGAAUAUGCCAAUGUUCACUUUGCGCUGGAGACAAUGAGACAGGAAGCGAAAGCUGCAGGCAAGGAUGGACCCCGCGUUCUGAUCUUGGGGCCUGAGAAUGCGGGAAAGACGAGUCUGGCGAAGAUAUUGACGAGUUAUGCGACCAAGGCUGGGCGCCAGCCAAUUGUCGUGAAUUUGGAUCCAGCGGAGGGCAUGCUCAGUGUGCCGGGGACAUUGACAGCUACAGCUUUCCGGACAAUGAUUGAUAUUGAGGAAGGAUGGGGAAGCAGUCCGAUUUCUGGACCGAGUCCUAUCCCGGUCAAGCUGCCCCUAGUUUAUUUCUAUCCGAUGCAAAAUCCACUUGAUGCCGAUGGUAGCAUAUACAAGCCUAUUCUCUCCAGGCUAGCGCUCUCUGUGACGGGUCGGAUGGCGGAGGACGAUGAUGCUAGGGAGUCUGGCAUUAUCGUGGACACGCCUGGAAUCCUGAGCCAGGGCAAGCCAGGUGGAAUCGAGAUGAUAAACCAUAUUGUCACUGAGUUCUCUAUCUCGACCAUUCUCGUCAUCGGUUCUGAGCGUCUUUACAGCACCAUGGUCCGAAGCUACGACAACAAGCCAACAUCAAGCGCCUCCGCCGUGGCCUCAGAUGAACGCAUUUCAGUCAUCAAGCUAUCCAAAUCCGGUGGCUGCGUCGACCGCGACGCCACUUACAUGAAGUCCCUUCGUGAAGCUCAGAUCCGAGAAUACUUCUUCGGCAGCCCAAUCCCAUCCACGGGCUCAUCAGCACUCCCUGUCUCCGCUACAUCCUCUACCACCGUGACUCUCUCACCUCAUGCACAACAGCUUGACUUUGACUCCCUAGCUGUAUAUAACAUCACUGUCGUGACACCAGACGAAGAGGAAGAUGAAUACGACCCAUCUCAAUUCGGUGCCUCCGAUGCCUUCUUACCAGGAGGUAUCAACGAUGCCGAAACAUCAUCCACACGAGAUGAAAGCACACCUAUCCCAGGAAUGAGCGGUACGCCAUCAACCCAACCAACCACCUCGAACACCACCGUACCUCUGAAGAAAGUACCUUCCCCGCCACCACUUUCCCUCGAAAACACCCUCCUCGCCAUCACGCACGUCCCACAAAACGCCCCUCUAUCCCAGAUCCGCGACGCCAGCAUCAUGGGCUUCGUCUACGUCGCCGACGUCGACGCCGAUCGAGGCAAGAUCAGAGUCCUCGCGCCCGUGGGAGGUAGAAUCCCCGCGCGAGCGAUCAUCUGGGGCCGGAAAUGGCCCGGUGAGGUGGUAGGUCUGGUAGGAUAGAAAAGAAAAUUUUAAUCUAAUGAGAAAAUUUCUCUUUUUCUUUCUCCAAGUUACAGAAAAACAGGCCAGGAAAGGAGCUCAAGGAGAGAAUUAAAUCAAAUGGCUGCAUUAUAUGUUAUUCUGCGUUCCAAAUAAUGAUAAACUCUAUGUAAAUAAAUACAUUCACAAACUACUCGAGGGAAGCAAGUAGUGUAGUUGAGAGAUCGCGAAGAAAAGUAGGAAGAAUUUCUUUAGGAAAACAUGAAAAUGCAACAAAAGCAAAAAAUAAAAGGGAAGAGCUUAUUUCUUCGUUUUUCUG